Messenger RNA from Drepanopeziza brunnea f. sp. 'multigermtubi' MB_m1, 1008 nucleotides. The record is from RefSeq and is a predicted model, not a curated record. NCBI's taxonomy places the organism in Eukaryota, Fungi, Ascomycota, Leotiomycetes, Helotiales, Drepanopezizaceae.
AUGGAUGCUGCUGCUGCUGCUGUGAGCUGGAUGACCGUGACGGAAAGCUUUCCUCCUCCUCCUCUGAGUUUGUUCACCGCUGGAACUGGAAGAGCAGUCUAUAGCUACUCCUUAUUAUUGCAUUGUCCUCGGAGUCGGAGUCCAUUCCAUCCCAUUCCGUGCCAUUCCACAUUUCUCCUCUCCGGCUCCAAGUCCGAGGUUGCUGAGCAGUUCUCACAACAUCCACAUCCAUAUCCCCGACCACCCCCAUUUCGAUUGAAGGGCAAAGCAAAGCAAGGCAAGGCAAGGCAAGCAAGGCAAGGCAAGUCAAGGCAAAUCAAAGCAACGCGGAGCAAAGCAGAUGCAGCCGAACUGAAACUGGCCCUCAACUCUCUCGUCCACUUGGGCGUCGGCUUUCCCAGUGCAGCGUCUAGUACCACCAAGGAGAUUCGGCGAACAGACGAAUUGUCAAAACGCUGGCCGAUUGCCCCUGCAUCCGUUGUCUGUGCACCCCCGGGAAAGGUACUACCGGUACCUCGUUGCCCUCGUCCGGCCGGCCAGCAUCCAGCAUCCAGCAUCCAGUAUCCAGUAUCCGCGUCCAGCGCCUUAGCCAGCGCGCCUGUGGAUAAAAGAAAGCAUCCAUCAUCCCUCCCCCUGGCCGCGCCUCGUCCUCGUCUCCAUCCCCGUCCAGCACAUCAGAUCCCCAGCCCCCCCCCUUCUUUCCCCCUCCUCCCCCCAACCCCCAACUUCCAACCCCCAACUUCCAACCCCCCCGACUCGACUCGACUCCAGUAUCCACUUCUUCCCUUCGGCUCCGACGUGGUCCUACGUACUGCCUUGGCAGCUUACGAAUCAUCCAUUCGUCGUCUCCAUCAAUCGAUCAAUCAUCAAUCAAUCAAUCCAAUCCAAUCAGUCAAAUCAUUCAUUCAAUCAACUUGCAGUGCAUUGAUUCUGCUUCCUUGUAGCCGUUGCGUCGUCGCAUAUUCUCGCAUUUAUUUGCCUUUGACUUUGGCUUUGGCUUUUGCAUGA